Necator americanus (New World hookworm) is the source of this 2913-nucleotide messenger RNA. RefSeq lists its product as uncharacterized. The transcript has 27 exons. Bases 1 to 2913 code for a protein of 970 amino acids. The record is from RefSeq and is a predicted model, not a curated record. Lineage: Eukaryota; Metazoa; Nematoda; Chromadorea; Rhabditida; Ancylostomatidae. Gene Ontology annotation, molecular function: protein binding.
AUGACUAUGCUCGAAAUUGAACAAGAUUCUAUACCAGAGACAAUGUUUGAGAGCAACCAGGGUAUGACAAUCUUAGAUGAGAGGCCGUCCCACUACACUCAACUGAAAUAUCUGCCUGGUUACUGCCUUGCUAACCCAUCAUACAAACCGAGACGGGUACUCUUCAGACAUCGCGACGGAAGGCUGCUAUCGGGAUGUGGUGGUGACGUGGAGGUGUUCCAUCCGAUGGAGUUAGAACGUUCACAGAAUACAGGGCUGCCAAUACGUGGAACUGUAGUGAAUGUGUUCGGCGGCAAAGAUACUGUGAUCGGAAUACAAGCAGUAGAAGGAGGGGAUCAUUUUCUCGUUCAUGGAGAGUACUACUGCUGUCUGCUCCAUCAGUCCUACCUCGUUGAGGGUGGAGUGGCUCCGGAACAUCGUGUACUACGACUACCGGCUCCAAUUCGUUCACUCAACGUGGAACGACACGGAAAGAACGACCUUCUUCUCUCAUUUCUUCUCGAAAGUGGAGUAUUUCACUACAGCCUCAGCACUCAUAUGGAAGACACCUCUUUCGAAUGCCUCCAAUGUUAUCGUUGCACACGACCAAUCCAAUCUGGGUUACUGUGGCGAGACGGUGGAAUCCUCCAUGCAGCUUACUACGACGGUUUUGUUCGCGUAGGCAUUAUAGUCGAGGAAUACGACGACAUGCUCCUUGUCCAGCGUUUAUCAGUCUCCAAAAAUAACGUGAACACAUUGCUGGACGUUAUUUUCUCUGAAAUCAAACGCCUUUCUGAUUAUGAAGAUGCGGAAAGGGAUAAGCGGGCAUCUAUGUUGGAAAAGAUGAAAAAUUUGAAGGCAAAGUUAGCCAAUUCUCCUUCACCCUCCACUCAGAACAUAAACACACAAGAAGAGGACGAGGAAACAUAUAAUGCCCACAUGGAGUUCAGCUCGCUGAAAGUAGAGUUCCGAAAUCACUCUGUAAGGGCUGAUCGCGUCUCUCAACGUCUUCUCGCACUUCGAAAGCUUCUCGUUCUUUCGCAAAAAGCUAUAGAGGCAAAUGCCGCAAUGAAUCACUCAAUUUCACUUAUAGAGUCGGAACUUGACGAGCUGACUCGUUUCUCAAAGUUACACGAUGAAUGUUUGGAAAGCGGAAAUUUCACUCUGAUUGAGAAAAGUCGAGCAGUAUUUGAAGAAAGGAAAUAUACCGUACAAGAAUUGAUGAGGAAAGCCAAGGCUAACGAGAUGGAAACAUUCAUAGCUGAAUGGGAUAAGAAGGUGUCAAGCAUAAUCGAAUCCAUGAACGGCAGCACCGAUCCAGCUAAAGAUAUGCGACUCAUUCUCUCUCAACACAUCUUCGAACACAGAGCUGAGAAGAAUGAUCACUUCACUCAUUUUCUCCUUGAUGAUACACAACGGGAACCAACGCUGUACUGCUUGUCAGGACUUACGACGUUGGCCGUAUAUCCUAGGAAAGGAAAACGGGUAGCUUCGAUUUCCUUGGACUCGUCUUAUGAAACUAGGCUUACUGCCGCCUGCCUAAUGCGUGGCGUAGAAGGUGUUUACGUGACGGACGACAAGGAAGUCUUUCCAAUCUACUUUUAUCGCCGACGAGGUUCUCCACCGGUGUAUCGAGAAAAACGAUUUUUCGACGCUGGAAACCCUAUUUCCCUGCCUUCAUUUGAUGACCUAACUUCUAUCUUGAUGGAGCAUGAUGGAAUGAUUCUCGGGAGUUGCUCUGGUGGUUUACUUCAUUUGGCAUUUGAUCUUGAGAGAAAAUAUGACCACUUUAUAAUUGCUAGCAGUCUUAUGUCUCAUCCUUUCUCUCACGGACCCAUAAAUGACCUCAAAAUCCUAUCCACUGAAGAUACAUAUCUGGCCUUGCACUGCUCUGAUACUGAAGUUGUGAUAUCCGAAAGGGAUCAAGAUCGUUGGCAUCGUGUAACGUACCAUUCCGGUGGGGCUCUGUGUCUUGCAAGCACACCGUUUUCUCUGGAACAUCGUGGUGCUUUUGCUGUGACAGGCAGUAAAACGUAUGUGAGGAUCAAAGCGCUACACUACACUGAGGAUAACCUAGUAGGACUACAUGAUCUCGGUCAAUCUCGCGUCACGGACGACACCGGUAAAGACGUUGAGGUAUUGAAUGUCAGCCUUGAUCCAACUAUGGAAUGCCGACCACUUCCUUGUAAACUUCGUUAUUCAGUUGGCUACGCAGAUAAAGCUAUCAGGACAUAUGUUGCACUACUGACGGGUCAACAUGAAUUCACUGUGGCUGAAAAGUUCAUCGCUCAAAUAGAACCGUUACAUUGUGUCGCAUUGAUGAUUUGCUUCCACGGACGACCAAUGGGUUGUUAUGCAGCAAGCGGUAAAACGUUGCAAGUCUGGAAUGACCUUGACAGACAUCAACAGAAGAAAAUGAAAAGUGAACGUAUGGAGCUACGGAAGAUGGAAGUGUCUAUAUCAUCAAUGGCAAGGGUAGAAGGAAGGUCAUGCUAUCUCAUACUUGGCUACAAGGACAGCAGAGUGCAAAUCUUCGAAGAAAGAGGCAAAGGCACAGGAAAACUGGAUUCGGUCGGAUGGAUAGACGAUUGCCAUCCAAACAGCGAGAUACGUUCGGUUACUGUUCUUCGAGCACGCGUUGAUCCACUUUCGUCCGGAGAUAGGCUGUUCAUACAUUCGAUGGCAGGACCUUGCAUUUACAUACAUUCAGCGCUAAUAGAAGCUGGAAAAGUGGUUGAGGUGAAUUUUAUUUUGGCUACAAAUCAUGGGUUAUUCGGUGCACGUUCCUUCGAAACACUUGAUUCAAGGCCUUUCGAAUACGCAGUCUUCGGGAAAGGAAUUGAUAUGCAUAAGCUAACCGAAGAACAGCGCAAAUCCUUAGAAAAUUACCGUAUCGUGGUGAUUUAUUCAGUCGACAUUAACUAUAUUUCUUAG